Pelobates fuscus (common spadefoot toad) is the source of this 2811-nucleotide messenger RNA. Its product is annotated as neuronal acetylcholine receptor subunit alpha-7-like. The transcript has 10 exons. Gene Ontology annotation, molecular function: acetylcholine binding; acetylcholine-gated monoatomic cation-selective channel activity; acetylcholine receptor activity. NCBI's taxonomy places the organism in Eukaryota, Metazoa, Chordata, Amphibia, Anura, Pelobatidae. Gene Ontology annotation, cellular component: postsynaptic membrane; neuron projection; plasma membrane. The record is from RefSeq and is a predicted model, not a curated record. Gene Ontology annotation, biological process: regulation of membrane potential; synaptic transmission, cholinergic; nervous system process. The coding region runs from base 420 to 1958 and encodes 512 amino acids.
CAGUGGUGUUCAGUCUCUCCCUCACCAUAGUCUGACACAUUUACCUGCUCACACGCAGCUCUGAAUGCAAGCUAUCUCUGUUAGUGAUCACCAUCACUGUCAUCUCCUUCCCCAGAUCUGUUUUCCUUAGCAUGUUUUGCUCACUUCACAGCUUAGUCCAGAUGUAAAGAGAUGCUAACGGAUGGAGCUGAUCCUCUGAGCUGAAUUCCUACAUAAACCCAGGAAUCUAUUAGAACACUGGAACUUUAUGUCACUUGUGGAGCAUAAUGGUCUGCCUCAGCUACUGUUAUUCGCAUAACGAUGGUUUUUCCGGACAGCAGAUAACAUGAUCGAUUAUCUGGGUCUGCUGUGACUUUUUAUUUGUACAUUUUAUUGAGACAUUAUCUAGAGAGGAUCCUUGGAAAGGAGAGUGCUCUACAAUGCUUACAGAGAGGGCUCACAGACUGUUAGCCUAUGGAUUCUACCUAUGGAUCUUACAGUUCCUGACAUUUCUAGGAGAGUCCCAUCAAGGUGAAUACCAAAGGAGGCUUUACAGGGAUCUUCUCCGCAAUUACAAUCGUCUUGAACGACCUGUGGUGAAUGAUUCGCAACCUUUACUUGUGGAACUGCAACUUUCUCUCCUUCAAAUCAUUGAUGUGGAUGAGAAGAAUCAGGUCUUGAUAACAAAUGCAUGGCUUCAAAUUUACUGGAAUGAUUUCUACCUAACAUGGGAUCAAUCAGAAUUUCCUGGAGUACAAACACUUCGUUUUCCUUCUGAUCAGAUAUGGGUACCAGAUAUACUCCUAUACAACAGUGCGGAUGAGAGAUUUGAUGCAACAUUUCACACUAAUGUCUUGGUGAACUCUUCAGGCGCUUGUCAGUAUAUCCCACCAGGAAUAUUAAAGAGCACUUGCUAUAUUGAUGUCCGAUGGUUUCCUUUUGAUGUUCAGAAAUGCAAGUUAAAAUUUGGAUCAUGGACCCAUAACGGUUGGUUGCUCGACCUCCAGAUGCUUGAAGCUGAUAUUUCAAAUUACAUUUCCAAUGGAGAAUGGGACCUAGUUGAUGUACCAGGUAAAAGGAAUGAACUAUACUAUGAAUGCUGCAAAGAACCAUACCCUGAUGUGACGUAUACAGUGACAAUGCGAAGACGCACUUUGUAUUAUGGCUUAAAUCUUUUGAUUCCCUGUGUCCUUAUAUCUGGAUUGGCACUUCUAGUGUUCCUUCUACCGGCUGAUUCAGGAGAGAAGAUUUCAUUAGGAAUCACUGUGCUGCUUUCACUAACUGUAUUCAUGCUGCUGGUGGCAGAGAUUAUGCCUGCAACAUCAGAUUCUGUGCCUCUAAUUGCUCAGUAUUUCGCCAGCAUCAUGGUCAUUGUUGGUCUGUCGGUGGUGGUCACAGUCCUGGUGUUGCAAUUUCACCAUCACGAUCCACAAGCAGGAAAAAUGCCUAAAUGGGUACGGGUGAUUCUGUUGAAUUGGUGCGCCUGGUUUUUACGGAUGAAAAAACCUGGAGAGAAUAAACGACCUAUGCCUUGUAAAUACAUUUACCCAAACCAUCAUUCCAGCAUUAGCAGCAUUGAAAUGAAUGUUGUGCAUGGGCACCAUUCCACUAAUGGAAACAUGACCUACUGUGGAUACCACACAUUGGAGAGCCCAUGCUGUCCUCCGGGCAGCGACUCUGCAGUUAUGUGUGGCCGAGUGACUUGCCCGUCUCUUGAAGACAGUGAUCUCAUUCAGAAGAAAUGCUUAAAAGAGAGUAUGCCAGAAAUUGUUAAGAUUUUAGAGGAGGUUCAGUACAUUGCAAGACGAUUCAGAGAACAAGAUGAAGGAGAGGAGAUCUGCAGUGAAUGGAAAUUUGCUGCGGCUGUCAUAGACCGCUUGUGUCUUGUUGCAUUUUCACUUUUCGCCAUUAUCUGUACAUUUACAAUCUUGAUGUCGGCUCCAAACUUCGUAGAAGCAGUGUCUAAGGAUUUUACUUAGGGAAAUGUCUUACUACUAUUAAUACAAGUACAAACUUAACUUCAAAUAAGUCGAAAUGUUGUUGAUUGUUGUGUCUAGAAGUGUUAUAUAACGAAUAACAGCUGUAUAUUUCAUCAAGCUACAGAGAGAAAUAACACACCAUCAAAAAUUUGCCUAAAACAUACAUUUUAUCGAGGGAUUUCUUUUUUUAUGGUUCUAUAUUUUUCAACUUAGAUGUAUUUAAUGCCCAUACACAUGCAUUCUCAGUUGUUAUGCAGUUAAAUGUAGGGGAAUGUGAGCAAGACACAUAAUGUUUUACUCGAGGUAUUCAAUCAGAAUCAAUCAAUCACAGCAUUUCAAAAGAUCAUUCUAAACUGCCUGUAAUAAAACAUUAUUGGAGAAGACAUAAUAAUGUAGCCAAGCAUCUCAUGUUUCAACAUGUCAUUAAAUAGUAAGGACUCACGUCCAUUAAGUUCAACCUUUCAUGCAUCUGCUUAUGCUGUUGAUCAAAAAGAAACCAAGAAACACAAUCUGAAAUCAUUUACAAUUGUAAAAACGUAAAGGAAAAAAAAACCUUAUUAACUCCAUCACAGCGAACACAUUUCUCCUGUUGUGACAACAAAAUAGAAGCUAAUCUAAUGUGUUUUUGCAAGCUAUAUCAUGUUGAAAAUGAUCAGCGUUAUUAAUCUGCAUCACGGCCAUGAGUAACGGACAUUGGCGACCAAUAAUCACAUCUUCAUGCGCCUCACAGGGUUGUAUGUUAUUACAUUUGAUGUGAUACUAUGCGUAUUGAGAUCUUUGGUUAUUGUGUUAUUAAGAAACAUUCAUGUCAGUGCCAUAAACACAACAAUGUCUAAUAAAAAUGUAAAACUUG